GGAGAAGAUGACGAUGGAGUGGGAAGAGAUGGUCUUCUUGAUAAAAGCACCUUCAGAUUUAGAUUCAGACGAUGUUGUUGGUGUGCAGAGAAAGGGCACGAUCAGCAUCAAGGCAAUGGAGAUGAUCAUGAAUUUGGAUGAGUACAAAACUCCAGCAGCAAGAAAUGUGGCAGCGGAGUGAAGGUAUAUGUAGAGGUCCGGCGGACUAGGUUGAGGUCCGGCGGACGGCUAAGGUGAGGUUGCCGUCCGCCGGGGAAGCAAAAAUAGUAGGUUCUAAACCUGCUCUGAUACCAUGUUAGAAAUAAUGUAUAGAGAAAGAGAGAGAAUAAAUUGUAUGUAUUAUUUAUUGUCUCAUGAAGUUAUUAUUUAUUGCCAAUUUUCUUUCUUCUACCUUUAGUCAAGAGCUUUUAGCUGCCGUGGAGAAUGAGAGAAAUUUGAGGUCAAGGCGCAAUGCUCGCCAUGAGGACUAUGAAAUGAAUAUUGAUAAUUCUUAUGGAGAUGAUUCAGAUUUUGGUGAGUGUAUUAUGAGGCAUUUUGCCGCCGCAGCACGCAGAGCUCGUUAUGUUGAGAGAAGGGGAAGGCCGAGAUCUUCUGGUAUUGGUCCUCCGCUGGUUCUGCUCUCUGUUCCUCCUGGAGAUCUACCUCUACCUGAUGUGCAGCAUAUGCGCACAACAUCACCAGAAGAAUGCCAAACUUCCAGUUAUGAGUUUUCGGAGGGUGAUUCACCAACAUUUAGCACUCUAAGCCCUGAAAGUCCACAAAGACCAAGCUCCACUGAAUUUCUUGCUUUCUCGGAGUCUGUUAAAUCGAAAUUUUCUGUGGCUUCUGCCAGAUAUAAGGAAUCAAUCUCAAAAAGUACCCGAGGAUUUAAAGAGAAGCUACUUGCCCACAAUAUCUCAGUCAGAGAAUUGGGAAGAGGAGUUCAACGUGAGAGGAAUGCAGGUAUUGCUGGUGCUGCAUGAAUGAUUGAGCGCCUUGAUCUUCCCUCAAAACGGACCGGAAUUUCUGUUCCUUUAUCCAGUUGCUGAACCUCAAACUUCUCGUAUAAAGGAAAAGACACUCGAGUGUAAUUACUCAGUCUCCUAAUGAAAAUGCUGGGGAAAGUGUGCAUGAUAUGAGUUCACCUGAAUCCCCUCGUGUUCACAGUACCUUCCCAAGUGAAUUGGAUAUUUCUCUCGUUCAGGUAGAUUCCUGAAGUGAUGGUGAAUCGCCUCAAUGGGUGAUUUGAAAUGCUUGUCAUGCAUAGUAUUCUUUGUCAUGAGAGGAGGAAGAAUGAGAAAAUGCACCAUUAAAACAAUAGGAGAGACUUGAACUAGGGUGAAGCCAUUUCAAAAGUAAUAUAAGCAGAAUUGCAGGAUUCAGUUUCCAUGAUUCAUACAAUCUGGAAGGUGAUGUUGUUAAGAUGCGAACCAGUGCUCAACUAUGGGUUCCACAUUUCAUUCUCUUCAUGAAGGCAUUUACUCUAUGCCGUACGAUUAUGAAUCAGUCCAGGCGUUUACGCAAGUGACGUAUGACAAGGAAUCAAUCCACCAUGAUUUAGAGGAUGAUAACUGGUUCUUGUCCUGCAAUAAUUCUAUUUGCGAAACUUGAAACCUUUCAAGUGAUUUACUGUUUUUACAUAAAUAUGGUUAUAUGUAUUAUUGUUCCAGUUAAGUGCAUGGGAUUUUUAACUUUGCUGGCGUUAAUGUGCUUAUUGAUAUAAAGUUUAUCCUUUGUGCUUAUUAAUAAGCACAUAAAUAAUUCCUUUGUAAAAAUUAUUUACUAAUAGACGUGGUGGAAGGAGAUGGACUUUUCUGGAGAAUUCCUUUGUGCGUCUGCCAUUUCCAUCCCUUUUUUCUUCUU
Molecule: messenger RNA, 1842 nt
Organism: Camellia sinensis
Lineage: Eukaryota; Viridiplantae; Streptophyta; Magnoliopsida; Ericales; Theaceae
Source: RefSeq, a predicted model, not a curated record